AUGCAUCCCGCCACCUCCCUCCUGCUUGCCGGUGCUGGCAUCGCCAACGCAUACACCAUUGCCUCGGCCAAGCCCUUCAUGCGCAAGAACAUCGAUCCCGUCGUCAUCCCCGGCCAGUACAAGAGCCACAUGCACACCUUCUUCGGCUCCGAUGCCGUCACUAUCAACACCAACUCCUCCAAGGAGCUCCAGGCCGGCUGCUCGACCGCCGAGAACCCCAACGACUACUCAUCCUACUGGGUCCCUACCCUCUACGUCAAGAACGACACCGGCAUGAACCCCGUGCCCUUCAGCCGCUUCAGCGCUUACUACGUCUCCAUCGAGAACGCCGAGGUCGCCAUCCCGCAGGACUACAAGACCAUCGCCGGUAACGCCCAGGGCACCAAGCAGUCCGACGUCGAGGAGCUCGCCGGCAUCGAGUGGUUCUGCGAGGGCGACGCCACCGAGGAGGGCAAGGAGGCCGCCGCCUGGCCGACCAAGACGUGCUCGACGCACCUGCAGACCCUGCUGCUCUUCCACGACUGCGUCAACGAGCAGACGCUCGAGUCGGCCUACUCGGGCACCCAGAACUGGCGGGACGGCUUCAAGCCCGCCAACCGCUGCCCCGAGGGCAUGAAGCGCAUGCCGCAGCUGCGCUUCUCGAUCCGCUACGACCUCCGCAGCAUCCUGCCCGGCGGCUGGGACGGCACCCCGCCCUUGGAGCUCGCCUGCGGCAACUCCUUCUGCACCCACGGCGACUUCAUCAACGGCUGGCUGCCCGAGGCCGCCACCAACAUGCUCAAGGCCAACAGCAAGCGCGAGUUCGCCGGCGUCGACGGCCCCGACGGCAAGUACAACGCCGGCUCCAAGUGCGGUGCCGAGAACGCCAAGGACGCCGAUCCCACCAACGGCACGUCGGACUACGACGAGAGCGUCAAGCUGAUGAGCGGCAAGCGCAGCAUCGGCCAGCGCUCCCAGUCUCGUCGCGCUUGA
This is a messenger RNA of Colletotrichum higginsianum IMI 349063, 972 nucleotides long. Its product is annotated as putative Short-chain dehydrogenase. The record is from RefSeq and is a predicted model, not a curated record. Bases 1 to 972 code for a protein of 323 amino acids. The transcript has 3 exons. Lineage: Eukaryota; Fungi; Ascomycota; Sordariomycetes; Glomerellales; Glomerellaceae.